UUCUUUAUGAGACAAGUCAGUGUCGAGCUUUGGGGUUCAAGCGUUGGGGCGAGACGUUCCAGUGGGGUUGAGAGCGUCCACACCAGCUGGAAAUGGCUGUUACCGAACCUCGCGUCAGUGGUGGUGACUUUGGACUGGGAGAUGAAGAAGACCUGUCAAAUUUGAAAGAACAGGCUGUCGUCAUCUCACGUGCCAAAAAGCCGCAGCUGACGCAUCAAAUCCUCUUCCAGGACAACGGCCUCAAGAAGGUCGUCAAAGACUUCCCAAAGUUGAAGUUUCAGGGCAAGGGCCACGAAUUUGAGGAUCUCAAGGUUCUCAUGGCCGCAUACAAGAAGUGGCUGAAGGAGUUGUAUCCAUACAAGGAUGAUUUCGAAGAAGUCAUUUGGAAAGCCAGAGAAGUCCUCCAAAAAAAGGAGAAUACUGAAACAGGAGAAGAAUCAGAUCCACGCCAUCAUUUGCACAUGCUGAGAUUUCAGUACAAGAAGAACAAGGCGAAUGCUGGACGAGAUUCUGAAACGGCAAAGCGGGUUGCCGAGAAUCGUGCGAAAGCAUUGGAAAGGAAGAGGCAGAGGGAAGCACAGGCAGCAAGUUCGACGACCAGUGCAGCGAAUACCGCUGGGCAAGAUUCCGAAACGGCAAAGCGGGUUGCCGAGAAUCGUGCGAAAGCAUUGGAAAGGAAGAGGCAGCGGGAAGCACAGGCGCAGCUACCAGCAGAUAUCGAUGAUGAAGAUGCCUUUGGAUUUGGUGCACCAGAAAUGUUCGAGGAUGUCUUUGACUUCGGAGACAUGGAAUAGACCCAGAUGUGUCCGACGUGAGAUGCGGCUCGUGAUGCGUUGUGAGGUUCGUGGAGAACUGGGAAAUCCCAGUGCUGAAAUCACGAAAUACAUCCAAAGUCAGCGUGUUGGCUCCCUGUAGCUCCUCAUGUCACGCCAGCUGAGAAAAGAUGGAGUGACUCGGGCUGACGGUGAC
Molecule: messenger RNA, 969 nt
Organism: Cladocopium goreaui
Lineage: Eukaryota; Dinophyceae; Suessiales; Symbiodiniaceae
Source: the annotation of a GenBank genome assembly